Messenger RNA from Patiria miniata (bat star), 7171 nucleotides. RefSeq names its product DNA repair protein REV1-like (gene rev1). The record is from RefSeq and is a predicted model, not a curated record. Gene Ontology annotation, cellular component: nucleus. Lineage: Eukaryota; Metazoa; Echinodermata; Asteroidea; Valvatida; Asterinidae. The transcript has 15 exons. The coding region runs from base 142 to 4305 and encodes 1387 amino acids. Gene Ontology annotation, molecular function: DNA-directed DNA polymerase activity; damaged DNA binding; deoxycytidyl transferase activity. Gene Ontology annotation, biological process: error-free translesion synthesis; error-prone translesion synthesis.
GCGUUUACGCGCGCGCGUACUACGAUGAUUGACAAGCGUUUCACGUGUGUGUUUGGAACGGGAUAAUUUUCGUUGGAAUUUCCACUUUUGCCCAAUAAAUGCGUUGACAAAAGUGUACUGCCAGACUGCCACCAAUCAGUCAUGAGUAGAGGACGUGGUGGCAAAAGAUCCUUGGGUGACAAUGGCUGGGGAGAAUGGGGGGGUUAUAUGAAUGCCAAGAAACAGAAGCUAGCUGAACAGUUCACGGAAGACACUCCUCGAAACAUUGAGAUAGCUGGAGCUGCAACAGGCUCACGCAUAUUUGAUGGGGUUACCAUUCAUGUCAAUGGAUACACAGUGCCAUCAUCUGAUGAGCUGAAGCGUCUGAUGAUGUUACAUGGUGGUAUGUUCCAUCAUUACUACAGUAAGACCAAAGUCAGCCAUAUCAUAGCUACCAGACUUCCCUAUGCUAAGAUCAAGGAACUCAGAGAUGAGAAAAUUGUCAAGCCAGAGUGGAUUACUGACAGUAUAAAAGCAGGAAAGUUGCUGCCAGAUAACCCUUACCAGCUGUACACUAAUAGAACAACCUCCCAGGGCACACUCCAGUUCACAGGCUUGAAGAAAGAUGCCUCAACAGAAGCAAACAAGCCUGAACAUACAGCAAGUGAGCAUACAGCAAGUGAUACUAGUGGGAGUAGAGUAAGCAAUCAAGGAACCAGACUACGAAGUCCAGAAGGCCACAGUAUGGUGGAGUUUCUAGACAAGAGUUACGCAUCCAUUGCCUUGCCGAGUCCUUCGUCUUCUACCAGUUCAGUCAGUGCCCAGUCCAUGGAUCCACCAUCUCUUGGAACCACCACCACAAGGGAUCAGUCGCCUCCGUCUAUGGGAGGUAGCAAGGGUCCUGCUAAGGCCGGCGAUGCUAACUUUGUGUCUGAGUUUUACAGCAACUCACGUCUGCAUCACAUAUCCACGUGGGGGGCUGAGUGCAAGGCUUUUGUGAACAAGCUGCAGAGCAGUGGCGACACCAGCUUCCCGGCACGGGAGAAAUUGCGACGACUCAUCGAAGAUCAAAGCGACUUCUCAUCUGGCUCAUCGGGGGAAUCACAACCCAUUCAAAAACAUGCAGCUGAUACAGAAAAUGAGGGAGAUCCCACAUCAAGGACACAAGAACUCCAAGGUCAUCUUACAAGAGCAAAUCACGGGAAGGCAGGGAAAUCCAAACGUGUCAUCAUGCAUGUUGAUAUGGACUGCUUCUUUGUAUCGGUUGGUUUGCGCAACCGCCCAGACCUGGUGGGGAAACCUGUGGCUGUGACUCACUCCAAGGGGAAGGGCAUGCCUGAUGCAAACCAGGAAACUAGACAAUAUGAGAAGGAAUACUAUGCAAAUAAAUACAAACAGGAUGGUGCCAAGGCAAUGAAGAGUCGGCAUGUGGACAUAGCCAAGACAUUCAUACAGGAGACAGAGGAUGCUUCGAGAGUCACAGUCUCACCAGAAGAGCCAGCAGGUUCUGUAGACCCCACCAUAGCGAGUGCUCAAACCUAUCUAGGAGAAGCAUCCUCAUUUGGGGACCAACCUUCAAGAUUACCUGGACAAUCUACAGAUUCUAACGUCCAGUCCGUGCCAGUGGAGGGAGCCAAGCCACAGACAAUCAGAACCCAGUCCGAGACUUUCAAUUCCAUGGCAGAGUUAGCCAGUUGUAGCUACGAGGCACGCAAGGCUGGAGUCAAGAAUGGUAUGUUUAUGGGAGAGGCCAGAAAGCGCUGCCCAGACCUGCAGACAAUACCCUAUGACUUUGAGGGAUACAAGAGUGUCUCACAGACACUAUACGAGACUGUCGCAAGUUACACCCAUGAGAUAGAGGCUGUUAGUUGUGACGAGAUGUUUGUUGAUGUGACUAGCAUACUGGAAGACACAGGGGCUACACCCCUAGACCUUGCACGGGUACUCCGUCAAGAGAUUAAAGAGAAGACGCAGUGUAAUGCUUCAGCAGGACUUGCUUGUAAUAUUCUGCUGGCACGUAUGAGCACAAGGAAAGCCAAACCCAAUGGACAGUUCUUCCUGGCAUCUGAGGAUGCAAUGGACUUCAUGAAACACCAGCCUGUUAAAGAUAUACCGGGGGUAGGGAGGUCCAUGGGUGCUCGUCUGAAGACCAUGGGCAUAGGAACCUGUGGUGACUUGCAGAACCUGUCACUUAGUUCCCUACAGAAGGAGUUUGGACCCAAGACCGGCCAAUCAUUGUACAGCUACUGUCAGGGGAUAGAUGAUCGACCAAUCAGAGUGGAGCGAGAACGGAAGUCAGUCUCGGCCGAGAUCAAUUAUGGAAUUAGGUUCACUCAGAACAGCGAGGCCAUCAAGUUUGUCAGUGAGCUUGCAGAGGAGGUACAUCGGCGACUGACUGCUAUCCAGAUGAUGGGCAAGACAGUCACACUCAAGCUCAAAGUCCGCCAGGCAGGCGCCCCUAAGGAAGCCUCCAAGUUCAUGGGUCAUGGCAUCUGUGAUAAUCUAGCCAAGUCAACCACAUUGGCCCAGGCUACUGACAAACUGAGCAGGAUUCAGCAAGAGUGUAAGGCACUGUUGGCUCAGAUGCGCAUAGAUGCGUCAGACUUGAGAGGGGUUGGCAUUCAAAUAAGUCGCCUCUCAUCAUCCAGUACCUCAGCCAGUUCCUCAGCAUCCAACAGCAAGUUACUUCUGGACUUUGUCAAACCAAUGGCAAAAGCAUCAACUACUGCACCAGCCACUGCUACAGAACAAACCAGAGACCAAGCUGUGAAAGACAAGAAAGCGGCUGGUACAAUACUGGACUAUGUUUCAAAACAGAAAUCUGCAUCUACUGGCCAAGACAUCCCAGUUCCUGUCCCUGGCCUUCCCCAACCAAAGAAGACUCCACUACCCCCUUUGCCUACCUUCCAACCCAGCACUCCAACACUUCCAUCAAGAGCAGCGGUAACCAGACAGAUACAGCAUGAACAGUUCUGCCUGCCAUCACCAUCUCAGCUAGACCCUACAGUACUGGCUGCUUUGCCUGCAGACAUCAGACAGACAAUAGAGAGGACCUAUGAAGCACAGAAAGAACAACGAGAUAGCAGAUCUGAGGGCCGGCCUAGUGUGUGUACAUCCAGCUCCAGCAGUAACAGCACAUCUCUGGAUCGUACAAAACCUGAGCACUCCAAAUCCUCAACCAGUAUGCAAGCCUCAACAUCCCAUCAAUCAAGACCGAGCAUUGUGAGCGGCAAAGAGGAAAAUGGGCACACUGCCAACAAUCAAAGCACCAAUGGAAGCUCAGCUGUUCAUAAAUCUACAAACACUGAUCUAUAUCACAAACACGCUCAAAUUCCUGUUGCAGCACAUUCCUCCAGGACAGCCACAAACAGUGAAAGAACAGUGAUGGACCAACCCAGUACUUCAAAUGGUACAACCCGUAUUGGCACAGGCCAACACCAGCCCAGUACGUCAUCUGGCAUAGACCAUUCUCAUCUUGGGUAUGAUCCAAGUGUAUUGAAGGAACUGCCAGCAGACAUUGUGCGGGAGUUAAUGGAGCAAGAAGGGGGUGGAAAGAGGCAACCAGACCAGGGGCUGAAUGAGUUGGUGACAGUGCAAGAUGAAGACGUUGUGGGUCCUGUGGAAGCACUGCCAUCAUUUUCACAGAUUGAUCCAUCUUGUAUGGAGGCCCUCCCAUCUGAGCUACAAAAGGAACUGCAACUGGCCUAUCAGAGACAGCAGACUACAUCCCAAGAACCAAGCCCCACAAAGGCCUCCUCAGCACCCAGGACGAGUCCCUUCAAGCUGCAUAGGAGGAGGGGGAGACCACGCAAGUCUAGUCCUCGUAAGGGUGCCAAGCAGGGCUUUAAGAUCCCAGGAAUGGUGGGCAUUCUGGAGAUGAUUACUGGUGUCAAGAGCUCACCAGCUGGGAAGGCUGGAAAUGGCUCGAUCAGCUCCACAGGACCUCAUUCUGAUGCACCUACAGCUGAUGGCAAUCAGGAUGUACAUGGUAGCACUAACGCGGAUGAUGUGAUGCAGACAGCAACCAAGGAACCUGUCAAUCUCUGUGGUGCUGUGGCAUUAUGGGAUGUCAAAGCAUUGCUGAAAGAAUGGACCACAUCAGUAGAAGAACCAGGAGAUGAGGAUAUUGAUCAUCUGACUCUAUACCUGAAUGAUCUCAUACUGGAUAGAAACAUGAAGAUGGCGGACUUGGUCCUACGGGCCAUGAGAAGAUUGGCCAGUCGAAUGGAAUCCACCUCACCAUGGAGAGAUGCCUAUCAGAUGAUAGAGGACCGAGUACAAGACACCGUCUCACAGAUCUACUGCAGCAAACUCAAGAUCAUGUAAUGUUCUCAACUUUCAAACAAAUAAUUAAAUUGCAAUUUUGCCAAAUGUGCAACUAUUUUAUUGAAGCAGUGAAUAUGUCAAAAUCACCAUAGGCCUUAUGCCUUAAGGCGGAGUUAGAGGGCGAUGGUUUUGUGUUGCUAGGAUAGACUUGAGUACCCUCUGAGAUACCCGCAAAGCAAAAGGUCUAUAGCAUUGGGUGAAGGCAUUGUACUGAACCCACAUGGAGGUGCAUUUUCUUGUUGUCAAAAUGAUUACUCUACAAACAGUUUUGCAAACAGUCAGUCAAGAUUGAUUGUUCAUGUGUUUAGGGUUAGACAUCAAUGCAUGCGCCAUUGAUGUCAAGGUACUACCUUCACUUGGCUCUCAUAGUACACUACAGGCUGCCCUCUACUGUUGAUGCACGGACCCUAUACCGGAGUCUGACGCCAUGUUCAGUACCAUACUGGUUUUGUUUUACAGUUUUGUUAUUCUUGUACUAAGCGAGUUCUUGCAUUCAUAAUCUUCAUCUGGUGCUCAAACUGCUCAAUUUGCUUAGAUAUUAAUCCGUGAAAGCUCAUAAUUGCUUUUGAGGGUUUUGUCCUUACCCCAAUUGAAAAAAAAUGUGUAGCAGUGAUUCUUUUGUCAAACCAGAAAUUGUCAACGCUGUUUGUUGAAAUAGCUUAGAAAAACUGAUUUAAAAAAUAGAAUAAUAAUUUGGGAGGCUAAUCAUCCUUACUCGCAGGGGAGAAAAGCCCUUGUGGCACAGGAGAAAACCAACGCACAACUCUACUCACAAGAACGAACCAGGGCCACAGUGGUGAGAGGCGAGCGCUUUACGCAGUAGCGACCUAUGCCACUUGAAUAUUAACAUGCCUCUUUUUUGUAGUAUGAUGUAAUGAAAUGAAUAUGACACCUUAGUGCAUUCCAUCACGAACUGUAAGUGGUCAUGUGCACUGAGUCAUGUGCACUGAUUAGAAUCAUCUCUAAGUGCUAAUAACUACAUGUACAUCUUCCUUCUGUCUUUCAAAGUCUUCCAAGUUGUUAUGAUUAUCUCUGGAUCAUCCUGCAGGUGUAAUCUUUCUUUAUCCUUUCUUUAUCGUUUAUGUAUCAUUUUGUCUACUUUUGUAGUACAGAAAUACAGUUUAAUAAUCCACUCACAAUAUAACAAAAACACUUCCAAACUUUUGUGAAAUCGAACGAACUCUAUCGAAACUGUUGUCAACUUAUUGAAACCUUAAUUUUAAACUUGCUUGAAACAUUCUCAAAACUUUUGACUAACAAGGGCAUGCGGGGUCUAGGCGACGAGGUCAUACACUCUUUCUUCCUUCUUGACGCACAGUAGGACACCCUUGGCAUAGGUAGUAGUCGUUACGGUUUCCUUGAUCUGUUCGACCUUGCCAUCCAGCAGCUUCUUCAGGGGCUGCAUCACGAUUCUUUCGGGCUGGUCUUUGGGCUGGCUCUUGGAUGGCGCCUCCUCGUCAUCAUUUACAAACAAAUGUCCACAAACUACAGAACAAGGCAAAGGGCAAAGCAAUAGGCCUACCUUGCUGUUCUCUCAUUUUGUUUCUUUAGGCCCUAGAGCUAUCAAUGUUUGUUAGAUUUGUUUUAAUAUGAAGGCCAAGGAAUGCGGCCCCAUUUUUAAUAAAGUUAAAUUGGGCCAUGAAAAUAUGUUCUGGUCAGUUUGAUAGAAUCGUAAAUAUUCUUUCUGAAAAAAAACUCUAAAACUACCUUCAGUAAGCUCUGACAUUUUGUAGCGGGAAUUCACGAAAUCCCCAACCGUGUAUCUGCUAGAACAUGCAUCUCUGUCAUGCAGCUUGCAGUGGCAGAGAAACCCCAUAGCUUUCCUCCGGUGACCGUUGGCCCUAUUUCCAGCUUCAACCUCUUUGUCUGGUUCAAUCUCAACAUUUAUCAGGGGUUGAUCUGGUUCUUCUGACUCUGUAUCAGAUUCUUCAUUCGAAGAAUGAAUUUCGAGUUCAUCGAGAGAAGAAUCAGGGUCCUCCUCUUUAUUGACGAUUUGUUGUCGGAACCGAAACAAUCAGCUGUGUUUCAGCUGGGCGAGCUGAAGUAAACUCUCCACAAGUCUGCCCUCUAGACCAAGGAUAUUGGCGCUUUGGAGGUCAUUCAUGGCCUCAGCAAACCGCUGUUCUCGAUCUCCCAUGUUUGCUUUGGUUUUAUCAAAUGAUUACCCAAAAAAACGGAGCAAUUGAGUCGCAAAAAGGUCAUAUUUGUAAUGAGUAAGAAUUCACAGUACACGCACAGCAUAAAAUUGGCAGCCCAGUGAGCCAUGACUACAUGCCUUAUGCACAUGUGCAAUUUAGCAAUGCUAGGGUAUUGUCUAAUUACAUGGGCACUUCCCACACGUGACCCAAAGUAAACACUUCCUUAGAUACAAGCAGCUCUGAACGGUACGUUGUUUACAUGUGUAAAUCAGUAAUUUACUUAUUAGCAUAAGGCCUUUGACCCAUGUUUUGCCCAUAUUUGGAGAGAGGAAGAUCACAGCUUUCAGUCAAUACCAUUUUGUGCAUGUAGGAGGUGCGUUUUCCCAACAAAAAAAAAGAAACGUCGAAGUAGCAUUUAUAAGGGCCUUUUUACUGAAACAAUGGACAAUUUAAUUCAAAAGGGUCCACAAACACGUUCAUUUAUUCCUCUUUAAAGAUCAAAAACAAUAUUUCUAAUUAAUAAAUAUGAAAAUAAGGAUACCAAAGAAGCAAAAUAAAAUCAAAUCCGAAUAACGAUUUUCUACGUUAUUUUUUUCAACCUCCCAACUUUGAACCACCCUGUACAUGGAAAUAGGCUGUGAGAGAAGCGACUCAUUUCUGCAGAGCCUGUCACAUGUUUGUUUUGAGGGAGAGUCCCGUAAAAAAAACCUGUCAAGAAAGAAAUCAUA